Hydra vulgaris (swiftwater hydra) is the source of this 1683-nucleotide messenger RNA. NCBI's taxonomy places the organism in Eukaryota, Metazoa, Cnidaria, Hydrozoa, Anthoathecata, Hydridae. The record is from RefSeq and is a predicted model, not a curated record.
UUUUUUAUAGACAAAAUGAAUAAACUAAAAUUAAAAUAAUUUUUUCAAAUGAUUAUAAAUGAUCAACACAUUUCAUCUAAAUCGAUAUGGACGAUUCCUAAAGUUGAUUAUGAUUACUAUAUGGAUUGUAUGGAGUUCUAAAAUAAAAAAAAAAAACAGCAACUAUAUGUGGACAUGGAUGGAUAACCAUGUGGACAAGUUAUAUGUGGCGACUGUAAACAAGAUCACAAUUGUCUUGGAAUUGCUAUUAAGGAACUAAAUAAUCAAGUUAAACAAUUUAGUUUAAAAUUUGUUAUAUAUUUUAUUUGUUAUAUAUUUUUUAAAAAAUGAUGGAUGAAAAAAAAGUAUUCAAUUUAUUGGAAUGUAUCGACUUGUUACAGUUUUUUUCUUUUUUAUUUAGUAAAGUUAAAGUGGAUUUUCAAAGACAUUUGAUUAAUUUACCAGCUCAAAAAGACUGCAUAAAAAUUUACCUGAGAUUUGGGAAAAAACUAGAAAAAUCUUUGAUCGAAAGGAUGAUGAAAUGGAACAUAAUUCUUAUUGAAACAUAUUUAAACAAUUUAAAUAAUGGUGAGAAAUUAUGUGCGAAAAACACAGAGAGGUGCAACUAAUGAUAGGAUAAAGUCAGCGUUAGAAGCUAUGGAGAUGGGCUGCAGUCUGAAAAAUGUUGCAUCAGAAUUUAGUAUUAACAAAAAAACAUUACAACGUCAUCGAGAUGGAAAAGUAAAGGUAGUUGGUGGUUUAUCUCUGGGUGGAAAAUCUCCUGUAUUUAGUAAAGAUUUUGAAUUAAACAUUGUAACACAAGUUCAGAUUAUGGAAAGAGCAUUAUUUGGCUUGACAACAAUAGAUAUACCUUCAGGGUCAAUUGUUAAAGCUAGCUCCAGUGGAUGGACAGAUUCAUCUUUAUUCAUCGAAUAGUUAACACAUUUUGUUACUGUGACUCAUGCUCUAAAAAUAAUGAGCAAUUAAUUGUACUCGAUGGUCAUCAUAGUCACAAAACACUUGAAGCCAUUAACUUUUGUCGCAACAAUGGGAUUCACCUCAUAACUCUUCCACCUCAUUGUACACACAAGAUGCAACCUUUAGACCGUACAUUUUUCGAACCAUUGAAAGUUGGUUACAAUACUGCAGCAAGCAACUGGAUGUUAUCGCAUCAGGGGCGUAGAAUUUCAUUUUUUGACAUGGCAGGUAUUUUUACAACUGCCUAUAACUUUACUGCAAACAUUUACAAAGCAAUCAAUGAAUUUAGAUGCUCUGGUUUAUACCCAAUAAAUGAGCUUAUUUUUAACGAUGAAGCCUUUGAUGCAGCUUUGCUCACUGAUGAAGCUAUACCAUUGGAAAGCUGUCAGCAAUCAAGUGAUUUGCCUACAAUACCUCUUGUUGCACCUAUACAGUUGCCAUAUGUCAUAAGCACAGCAACUGUUGCCUCAAAAAUGAAGACUGUUACGAAAGAACCAGCACAAUCAAAUGAUGCGGUUUUGCCAGUUGUUGAUGAGCAUCUUGGCCUUAAAUCUGCCCUAAUAUUUUGGAAAAGAUUUCCCCGCGUCCUAAAAUUAUUGUAUUAAGACAGCGUAAAAGAAAGACAGAAUCAGCUGAAAAUCUUACUUCUUCGCCUUUCAAGAAGAGAUUAGAAGAACAUGAAAACAAUGUAAAAGAAAAGCAACAAGAAGCAAUAUUGCGUAAAGA